GUUGCAGGCGUGACACUUCUGGGAACAAAGGGACAGGACCGAAGCGGAUUGAAUGGCUGCCAAGGUUUUUGAGACUGUCGGCAAACUUGGCCUUGGCCUGGCUAUUGCUGGCGGGGUUGUCAACUCUGCUCUUUAUAAUGUGGACGCAGGACACAGGGCUGUCAUCUUUGACCGCUUCCGGGGCGUUCAGGAUAUCGUGGUGGGAGAAGGGACCCACUUCCUCAUUCCCUGGGUACAAAGGCCUAUCAUCUUUGACUGCCGCUCUCGCCCCCGCAACGUUCCAGUCAUAACAGGCAGCAAAGAUCUACAGAACGUGAACAUCACUCUGCGAAUCUUGUUCAGGCCUGUGGCCAUGCAGCUUCCCCGAAUUUACACCACCAUUGGAGAAGAUUACGACGAACGAGUGUUGCCCUCCAUUACAACCGAGAUCCUCAAGUCUGUGGUGGCUCGUUUUGAUGCUGGGGAGCUAAUCACACAGAGAGAGCUAGUUUCCAGACAAGUGAGUGAGGAUCUCACAGAAAGAGCAGCAACAUUCGGCCUCAUCCUGGAUGAUGUUUCCUUGACACAUCUGACCUUUGGGAAGGAGUUCACAGAAGCUGUAGAAAUGAAACAGGUUGCCCAGCAAGAAGCAGAACGGGCCAGGUUCAUAGUAGAAAAGGCGGAACAGCAGAAGAAAGCAGCGAUCAUCUCGGCUGAGGGGGAUUCAAAGGCGGCAGAGCUGAUAGCCAACUCGCUGGCCACCGCUGGAGAUGGCCUGAUUGAACUGCGCAAGCUUGAGGCAGCCGAAGACAUCGCUUACCAGCUCUCACGAUCCCGUAACAUCACCUACCUGCCUUCGGGACAUUCAAUGCUUCUCCAGCUACCCCAGUAGGGGUCCCCUCUGUUCCUAGCCCCACCCUUUUUUUCUACUGUCCCUUUGAAAGCAAGUUUAGCCAUACAUAAUCACUGAAGUUUCUCAAUUUGGGGUUGAUGAGGGGAAAAAACAUGAAAUAGAAAUUGGAUUGAAAGUCCCUUAAUAAAGGCAAUCAAUUUUCCUCUUUCUCUUUCUCUCCCCCUCCAUGGAAUAUCAUUUUUCAGAUCAGUGUCCAGAACAGAAGCUGGAAAGGAUUGGGGUGGAGUGGGUGGAGGCUAAGAGGAGGAUAUUAUUUGUCAUAUGGGAUUCUACCAAGAAAAGGCCUAUUUGAGCAAAACUUUGCAAAUCCAGUUCAUUUUAAGCUCAUUGAACUGGCGCUGGCUCAUCUCUGGUCCAUUGCAGUGAAUGGGGAGGAAUUUGAGAGCUUCCCCCAACCAACGUCACCCCUUUCCUGCCAGAUUUCCAGCCCUCAUUGUGGUGUCCACUUUGAAUGGCAGUGGGGCUGGUGGUUAAUAUCAUUUUUAGCUCCAUGUAGAGAAUAUGGAUAAGAAUAGGGGGCAAUUCUACAGAUAGAAUUCCUGCUUUGCCUUUUCUUUCACGUGAGUCUCUCUUUCCUCUGGGACAAAACUCUGUGUGCCUCAACAACAUUACCGGAAGGAACUGAUCUCUGUUUUGGAAGUCUGAAGUUCCUGGUCUUAAGAGAGAUACAGGAGGCCUAUUCUGAUGCCAGCAGCAUUCGUGAGGCUUUUAUUAAGAAAUCUUCCAAAGAAGUUCACUUAGCGAUGAAGAUAUGAAAAAAACCCAGAUUGUAUUAAUCAACGUUGAAUAAAUGAACAAAUAAAACAUCCCCUCCUUAA
Molecule: messenger RNA, 1710 nt
Organism: Heteronotia binoei (common prickly gecko)
Lineage: Eukaryota; Metazoa; Chordata; Lepidosauria; Squamata; Gekkonidae
Gene: PHB1
Product: prohibitin 1
Exons: 6
Coding region: 53-871 (272 amino acids)
Biological process (GO): mitochondrion organization
Cellular component (GO): mitochondrion; membrane
Source: RefSeq, a predicted model, not a curated record